This is a messenger RNA of Neltuma alba, 1041 nucleotides long. RefSeq lists its product as uncharacterized. The record is from RefSeq and is a predicted model, not a curated record. NCBI's taxonomy places the organism in Eukaryota, Viridiplantae, Streptophyta, Magnoliopsida, Fabales, Fabaceae. Bases 1 to 1041 code for a protein of 346 amino acids. The transcript has 4 exons.
AUGGCCGCCGAACCCACCAUUGACCAAAGUAGCCCUUACUACAUUCAUCCAAGCGAGAACCCUGCCCUGAUUCUAGUUGCACCACCGUUGGACGGUUCCAAUUAUCACAGUUGGUCACGAGCAAUGCGUAUGGCAUUGCUCUCCAAGAACAAGAUUAAGUUUGCUGAUGGCACGAUUCCUCCACCGUCGGUUAAUGAUCCAAUGUUUCCGGCAUGGGAGCGUUGUAAUAACUUGGUCCAAGGAUGGAUCAUCAAAUCUUUGUCUCCAACGAUAGCAAGGAGUAUUCUGUGGUUCGAUAGAGCUUCUGAGAUUUGGUCCGAUCUUCGUUCUCGAUAUUCUCAGUCAGAUAUCUUUCGAAUUGCUGAGUUACAGGAGGAGAUCUACAGUUUAAAACAAGGUAAUUUGAGCGUUAGUGAAUAUUACACCAAGCUCAAAAUUCUCUGGGACGAACUCUCUAAUAUCCGUCCCAUCAAACCCUGUGAUUGCGGAUCCCUUGGUAUUGAAGCAAAACAUCGGCAGGAGGAUUAUGUUAUUCGGUUUCUUAAAGGAUUGAAUGAGCAAUUUUCCUCGGUUAAGUCUCAGCUAAUGCUUAUGGAUCCUCUUCCGUCCCUCAAUCGUUCGCGUCCUCCUGGUUAUAACUCCUCUGGUUCGAAAUCAAAUAAUGGUAAACAUUGCACCUAUUGUGGGAAGCCGCGCCAUACUGAAGAAACAUGCUACAGAAAGCAUGGAUUUCCACCAGGCUUCAAGUUUCGCUCGGGUUCCUCUGCCACUGUGAAUAGUGUUUUAACACAAGAUUCUGUUUCUGCUCAAGAUAUCAACACUGCUAAGCCUCUCUCUUCAAAUCAACCUGCAUCAACAGCAUCAAUUCUGCCUCAAUUGUCUGCGGAUCAAUAUCAGCGUCUUCUUACUCUUUUGAGUCCUUCUCAGUCCUCUUCCACUGCUUCCGUUAACCACUUAUCAACUUCUGUCACAGUCUUCCUACAGGUUCUUGUUCUGUCGCCUCUUACUCAGGGACAAUACACUUGCUCCAACCUUCACUGA